Contarinia nasturtii (swede midge) is the source of this 2091-nucleotide messenger RNA. RefSeq names its product adenosine 3'-phospho 5'-phosphosulfate transporter 1 (gene sll). Lineage: Eukaryota; Metazoa; Arthropoda; Insecta; Diptera; Cecidomyiidae. Gene Ontology annotation, molecular function: 3'-phosphoadenosine 5'-phosphosulfate transmembrane transporter activity. Gene Ontology annotation, biological process: transmembrane transport. The record is from RefSeq and is a predicted model, not a curated record. The coding region runs from base 164 to 1606 and encodes 480 amino acids. The transcript has 6 exons. Gene Ontology annotation, cellular component: Golgi membrane; endoplasmic reticulum membrane.
CAAACUUCCAGCUGUCAAAGACAAAUCUAUAAAAUAAAUGACAACAAAUCAGUUUUAUUGGACAUAAAUCGUACGGAAACAGACUUACUAAGUAAACAUGAAACACAGAACGAACUGAACAUUUAUUAAAAAAAAUUUGCAGAGACGUGUCGCCAACACCAUCAUGGCCAAUCCAAUUCCAGAUUUUAUUAUCAUUUUCAUCAUUUUGAAAACAUUAGUUUCAAUUUACAUUCUAUCAAACAUUCUAAAAUUGUAUUUGACCGAUGGCAACACACCAGGAGCACAAAACGAUCUCAGUUUAACACAGUUAAUUGAAUUACAUCCGAUCGAAUAUCGAUGGGCAUUAAAAUUUAUUGUCAAUUGCUUUGGAUACAGUUGUAUAUUUGUGCCCGGCAUUUUGAUUUAUCAAUACACCAAGAGAACAAAGUAUUUGGAACGAUGCGCAAAUAAAAUCAGUUUCAUCCCAUUAAUGGUGCGAGCCUGUUUUUCGAGCAUACGUUCAAUAGACAUACCGCUACACAAUGCAAAUCCAAAGACAACAACUGGUUCAACAACGGCCAAAGGUGGUGUCGCUCAGAUUUUAUUUUGCUUUUUCGGUUUAAUGACAUCGUACUUAGUAUGGGGACUAUUACAAGAGAAAAUAAUCACACAGCCAUACAUAACGGUAACGCCCGAAGGUCAUCGAUUUGAGGAACAUUUUCAUGAUUCACAAUUUUUGGUGUUUACCAAUCGUAUGCUGUCAUUUUUCAUCGGUUUAGUUUAUUUAUGUGUGAAAAAUAAAAUGCAACAAAACAGUCCAUCGUCGGCAAUUGCAACAAUUGGCCAAAUUACGGGUUCGGCGCCACUAUUUAAAUAUUCAUUUGCCAGUUUUUCAAAUAUUAUGUCGGCAUGGUUUCAAUAUGAAGCAUUGAAAUUUGUUAAUUUUCCCACCCAAGUACUGGCCAAAUCGUGUAAAAUCAUUCCUGUGAUGUUAAUGGGUAAAAUUGUAUCGCGAACGAAAUUCGAAUUUUAUGAAUAUUUAACGGCUGCAUUGAUUUCAAUCGGAAUGUUAGCAUUUUUACUCGGCAGUAAAUCCGAUCAUUCGGCAGUAUCAUCAAUUACAUCGAUGGCAGGGAUUUUACUACUUACCAUGUACCUUGUAUUCGACAGUUUCACAUCGAAUUGGCAAAGUGAUCUGUUCAAGACAUACGGCAUGACAUCCAUUCAAAUGAUGUGCAGUGUUAAUCUUUUUAGCGCAUUAUUUACAGGGUGUUCGCUUGCCAUUCAAGGGGGUUUCAUGGAAUCAUUUUUGUUCGCAACGACGCACACAAAGUUUGUAGUAGACUGUAUAGUACUGUCGAUUAGUUCAGCCAUCGGACAAUUGUUUAUAUUUCAUACUAUCGCACAAUUUGGACCGGUGAUUUUUACAAUCAUAAUGACAUUGAGACAGGCCAUGUCAAUUCUCCUAUCCUGCAUCGUUUAUGAGCACUACAUUUCGGCCGUUGGAAUCAUUGGAAUAAUCAUUGUAUUUUUGGCAUUAUUUUUACGAGUUUAUUGUGCACAACGCUUAAGAAUGCUACGACGCAAAAUCGAAUCGAAUAAAUCUCUGCUCAAUUCAACCGCUUAAGAAAGAGAGAAAGAGAGAUAUAAAUGCAGUGAUAUCGUUACCCCCAAUUGAUGUGAACCAAAGCGACUUUUUUUUAUUUAAUUUCUGCUUCAGUGUUAACGCGUUGAUUGUGUGUGAAUGUUUUUUUAAACGGAUAUUACAUAAGUGUCUAUUUAUAUAUAUUACAAAAGCGAAUCCGAUGACAUCAUGAGUAUACUCAUAUAUGAUGGCCCAAAGGAUUCGUUUAUUUUUUGAUCGAAUGUAUUUUAUUUUUUAAAGAAAAAAAUCGGUUAAUAUGCUAUGUCAACGUCAUAAUAGAUUGUGGACGUAGUUAUUGGCAGCCGUUGGCAGCUUAUUUGCGAAAUAUUAUAUAAAAAUAAUAACCACGCCUGCGUGAAUGUGCGUCAUAUUUUCGAAAUGAUCUACAAAAAAAAAGAACGACAAUUGUACUCAAUUAAAAAAAAAACAACAAAUAAAAAGCUAUUUAUUCAAUUGUUUUAUGUCGA